Clonostachys solani is the source of this 333-nucleotide messenger RNA. NCBI's taxonomy places the organism in Eukaryota, Fungi, Ascomycota, Sordariomycetes, Hypocreales, Bionectriaceae. The record is from the annotation of a GenBank genome assembly.
AUGUGGAUUGGACAGGAAACUAGAAAUGUCAGCCAAGACCUGCCGCAUUCGUCGUCAGAGACAUACCAAGUGAAGAAGAAGGAGAAGAAGAACGGGUCCCUUCUUCACCGCCAAGCCAUUGCUAAUUCCACAGCCGCAUAUUUGCAAUUGCAGUUUCAUGGGAUCUCGCUGUCAAUGCACGGAGGUCAUAAUGUUCGUGAAUGUGGCACAAGAUCAGCAGAAACCAACCUAAAAACUACCCGUGCUCAAAGCAGUUUCACAAAAUUCCCCAACGUUCCAAAUUUGCUUCCUCAGGUAUCAACUUGUGGGUGUGGCUGGUGGCUGUCCGGGUAG